This is a messenger RNA of Contarinia nasturtii (swede midge), 18969 nucleotides long. RefSeq names its product dystonin (gene shot). The transcript has 36 exons. The record is from RefSeq and is a predicted model, not a curated record. Gene Ontology annotation, biological process: intermediate filament cytoskeleton organization; wound healing. Gene Ontology annotation, molecular function: microtubule binding; structural molecule activity; calcium ion binding. Gene Ontology annotation, cellular component: intermediate filament; membrane; cytoplasm. NCBI's taxonomy places the organism in Eukaryota, Metazoa, Arthropoda, Insecta, Diptera, Cecidomyiidae. The coding region runs from base 1795 to 18126 and encodes 5443 amino acids.
CUCUUUCUUGAGAUUUAUUAUCAUUAAAUUUAUAACUUGAACGGAGUUAUCUAAUUGUCAUAGUGCCGUUGUGACUGUUUAAUAAUAUCUGAUAGUUGUGUGUGCGAAACAAAAAAAACGGAGAUCGCGCGCGCACACACACAUCAACAACCAUACACAGUAAAAGCAUCAGACACAGAUGAUUUUGCCAGUGUUAGCAAGCGUUUCAAUGUAUAUUCACUUUUGGAUGUGAGUUGCUGGCUGCCAUACACCGAGCGAUUAGAGAAAGAAAGCGAAAGAGGCGCACGGACAUCGAUGGUGGACAGAGUGGGAUAGAACAGCACACAAACGAACACCGAAAGAAAAAUCGCUUUUGACGAACGAAACGAAAUGAAAACAACAACACAAUCGUCGAAAAGCAUGCGGUCUGGCAUCGUCGUAUUUCUUUAAUCAGUAUGUGUUUACAGAACGAUACAAGCGAACCAUCGACAAAUACGAACCGAUUUAUUCAUCCGCUCCAGCUCGUGCAUUCAUCAAUAUUCUCGUCGCAACUAAAUACCGAAACGCGAAAAACGAACAGCAAAACUGUAAGACACACACUUCGAACGAAAUAAAGAAAUCAAAUCGUUCAGCGAAAAAACAGUUCGUUUUUUUUGCUUCUCUUCAUAUUUACGAAACAACAAAAUUUUCAAACAGUCGAUUUUGCCGCAACACAAUAGUCAGUCAGUCAGUUACACACAGGAAACAAAUAAAUGUCUUGAAUAAUGUGUGUCAUAAAAAUGUUGGCAUAUUUUAUCGUAGAUUUUUUUCGGCACCGAAUGUAUCCAAAUGGAGAAAAGAUAAAAUAAUUUUCGACAUUAUCGAAGUGAAGCACUUAAACUAGAACUUUGUAUAGACUAUCACAUUCACACAAUCUAUUGGAGUGUUUAAAACAUGAAUUUGUUGAAAUGCAAAAAUUAAUUCCAAAGACCAAAAUUUUUUUUCUUUGCUUCGUUCGGUGAUUGCCAGUGAAACAACAAUAAGUGGAAAUUUUUUGUGAUAUAUUUUAAUAGCGCUGCAAAGCAAAUAAGUGCAACAAAUUUUUGUAAAAGAAAGCAAAAAAAAAAAAAAUAUAUACCGUUAACGUAGUCAUCAAAAACAGCAAACGAACAAUGCAAGUGAAUUUUGUCAUUCAUGUGUGAGCCAAAACGAAUAAAAAUAUAUAUAAAUGUACAUGAUUCGCAAUCUAAUGGACAUUUUCGAUAAAAAUCAAAUCCACCCUUUUCCAAACGUAAUCCAACGGGAAAAUUGAAUUGGCAACUGGACAAAUUACGAACCAAACUAAUCUGCAUAAAAUAUUUAAUGUUUUAAAUUUUAAGUCUUGCUCUUUUAUUGAGUUUGUGUUCAUUGUGUGAUAAAACCAGCGACAGAUUAAGUAAGCGGAAAAAGAGCAAAUCUAUUAUCUUAAUAUCAACUAAAUUUUAGUGAAAAUUACGGCUUUCAUUGUGUGUAUGUGUGUGAAUUAUAAAGCGGCAAUACAAAAAAAAUAUAUUUGUAAAAGAACACCCGCACAGUUUUGUUACAUUGCGUAUUGGAAUUUUGUCGUGUACGCAUUAUUAUGCAAUUUUAUUUACCGCUAUAUAAAAUCAGUCAUCCAAUCCAAUAAAAUUUGCAAACAGACAAAAAUAGGCCAAACCAAAAUUGACAUAUUGCAACGGUUUGAAAAAUUUAAAUGCUUAUUUUUUUGCUGUGUGUGUUGAGUGUGUGUUGCAAAUGCAAGUGAAACAAAAUAAAAAUUAAAUCACAAACAACUAAAAAAGAAAUUCUCCAUUUAAAAUGAUGAUGGAUCGCGAAAGUUUGAGUGAAUGGGCAAAGGACAAGCCAUUAAGCAUACUACAAUUAGAUCCAGCCGAUCGUGCCGUACUCCGAAUCGCAGACGAACGAGAUGCAAUUCAGAAGAAAACAUUCACAAAAUGGGUCAACAAACAUUUAAAAAAGACAUAUACGCACAUUCAUGUUUGUGUUGUCAUCAAUGGAACCUCCUGUUGUUCUCCAUCCGCGUCGAGACGUGUCGAUGAUCUUUUCGAGGAUUUGCGCGAUGGACACAAUCUGCUAUCCCUCCUGGAAGUUCUUUCUGGCGAACAUCUUCCACGAGAAAAAGGCAAGAUGCGUUUUCACAUGCUGCAAAAUGCUCAGAUGGCGCUUGAUUUCCUGCGAUACAAGAAAAUCAAAUUGGUCAACAUUCGGGCCGAAGACAUCGUUGAUGGCAAUCCAAAAUUAACGCUAGGUCUUAUAUGGACAAUUAUUCUACAUUUCCAAAUAUCGGAUAUAGUUGUCGGACAAGAUGACAAUGUGACUGCACGAGAAGCAUUGUUGCGAUGGGCUAGACGCUCAACAGCUCGUUAUCCUGGUGUACGAGUUAAUGAUUUCACUGGAUCGUGGCGUGAUGGUUUGGCAUUUUCAGCGCUGAUCCAUCGCAAUCGACCUGAUUUGCUUGACUGGCGAAAAGCACGAUCAGCUCGACCACGUGAACGAUUAGAAACCGCAUUCCAUGUUGUUGAAAAAGAAUACGGAGUUACACGACUCUUGGAUCCAGAAGAUGUGGACACCAAUGAGCCGGAUGAGAAAUCAAUGAUCACUUACCUCAGUUCAUUGUAUGAUGUAUUCCCUGAGCCACCAUCAUUGCAUCCAUUGUAUGAUAUGGAUUCACAGACACGGGUCCACGAAUACAAAGAUCUUGCCCAUCAAUUGUUGUAUUGGUGCCGUGAAAAGACAUCAUUAUUACAGGAACGUUCGUUCCCAUCAACGUUGCUCGAUCUAAAGCGUUCGUACAACGAUUUAAAUCGAUUCCGUAAUGAAGAAGUGCCACCACGACAACGCGAUAAACAAAAUCUAUUCAAAGUAUACAAAGAGUUGGAGAAAUACUUUGAAUCAAUCGGUGAAGUUGAGGUGGAAUCAGACCUACGGCCUGAGUCAUUGGAAAAGGCAUGGCAUCGUUUGCAAUCGGCUAUUGUUGACCGUGAUACAAUACUCCAACAAGAAAUUCAACGUUUAGAACGUUUACAAAAUUUGGCCGAUAAAUUGCAACGUGACAUUAAACGCACUGAUUCCCAUAUUACCAAACUUGAACAACGAAUCUCCGAAGAAGCCAGACGCAUCGAACGUCUUCAUCCAAUCGAUGCAAAGAACAUUUGCGAAGCUCUCGAAACUGAAAUUCGACAACUCGAAACGCCCAUCCAGGAAAUGAAUGAAGAUUGUUUGGUGCUUAAAGAUGGACGCUAUCCACAAGCAAGUGAUUUACAAAGAAAAGUAACUAAUUUACAUAAACGUUGGUCACAACUUCGUGCCUCAUUCCAUACAAAUUUGGUGCAAAAACUGUCCGGUUUACGUUAUCCCGUCCAAGAAACAACUGUUACAAAACAAACACGUACAGUAAUCGAAGCACGUCAAAUUGAUACUAAUCCAUAUUUCCGUGAUUUACAAGAAUACACGGAAUGGUGCCAAAAUAAAUUGAAAGAACUACUUGCAGCCGAUUAUGGUUCGGAUUUGCCAUCGGUUAAAGCAGAAUUGGAACGUCAUCAACAAGAGGAUCAUACCAUACGGAAUUUCCAUUCGAAGGUGAAUCAUGCCGAACGACAACAAGUCAAUUUUACCGGAGAUGAAUUGAAUCUCUAUCAGCAACGUCUUAGUCAAUUGCAAAAAGUAUACGCUGAACUAUUGAGCACAUCAACGAAACGACUUUCGGAUUUGGAUGCAUUACAAAAUUUCUUGCAAGCAGCCAGCGCCGAAUUACAAUGGUUAAACGAUCGCGAACAAGUCGAAAUUCAACGUGAUUGGGCCGCCAAAGACCUCGAUUUACCAGGCAUUCAUCGAUACUAUGAGAACUUGAUGUCAGAGUUGGAGAAGCGUGAAUUGCACUUCAGUUCGAUUUUGGACCGUGGCGAAGCAUUAUUGGUGCAACAACAUCCAGCCGCCAAAUGUAUUGAAGCUCACUUACAGGCAUUGCAAUCGCAAUGGUCUUGGUUGCUUCAACUCACAUUGUGCUUAGAAGUGCAUUUGAAACAUGCCACUGAAUACCAUAACUUCUUCUCUGAAAUUAAAGAUGCCGAAGCCUGGCUUACAAAACGUGACGAAAUCUUAAACUCGAAAUACUCACAAUCGAACUUCGGAUUGGAUGAAGGUGAACAAUUGUUGCGCGGUAUGCAAGAUUUGCGCGAAGAAUUGAAUGUAUUUGGUGAAACGGUGAAUCUACUGCAGCAACGUGCUCAAACCAUAGUGCCAUUAAAACAACGCAAACAGCCAGUAAAUCGUCAAAUACCAGUUCAGGCAAUUUGUGGCUACAAACAAGGCAAUAUUUCACUUGAAAAGGGUGAAAAUUGUACAUUGAUCGAUACAUCGGGUCGCGUUAAAUGGCGUGUACGUGCAAAUGGUCAAGAAGGACCGGUACCGGGUGCAUGUUUAUUAUUGCCACCACCCGAUCAAGAGGCAAUCGAUGCUGCCGAACGUCUUAAACGCUUAUUCGAUCGUACCGUUGCAUUAUGGCAGAAGAAACAAUUACGUUUGCGACAAAAUAUGAUUUUUGCCACCAUUAAAGUGGUCAAAGGUUGGGAUUUCGAUCAAUUUUUGGCAAUGGGCGCCGAUCAACGUAAUGCAAUUCGUCGUGCUUUGAAUGAUGAUGCCGAUAAAUUGCUGGCUGAAGGUGAUCCAGCUGAUCCACAGCUACGACGCUUACGCCGCGAAAUGGAUGAAGUCAAUAAAUUGUUUGACGACUUCGAGAAACGAGCUCGAGCCGAAGAGGAAAGUAAGCAAGCAACACGCAUUUUCACCGAAGAAUGUAUUGCAUUGAAGAAUAAAUUGGAAGAUAUGGCUCGUGAAUUGGAUCACAUAAUAUUGUCACCAUUGCCACGUGAUUUGGAUUCGCAUGAGCAUGCCGUUCAAAUCCAUGAAGAUUAUCGUCGUCGUUUGCAAAAUCUUGAGCCCGAACUAAAGCAUUUGCAAGAUACAUUCCGUACGAUCACAUUGAAAACACCACAAUUGAAAAAGAGUUUGGACAAUUUGGUGGAAUUAUGGAAGGAAUUGAAUACACAAAAUGGCCUACACGGUGACCGUUUGAAAUUAUUGGGCGAAGCAUUGUUCGGUUUAGAAGAAAAUGAACAGGUCAUAUCCGAUUUGGAGGGAGCAUUGGCUAGACAACAAGAAAUGCCAUCAACAUUGGAGGGCCUUCAAUCGGUGUUGAAGACAUUGAAUGAAUUACAAGAUAAGGUUACAAAACAACAACCACAAAUCGAUAAAAUGAAUGAUUCGGCCGAUCAAUUGGGUCGUAUGGGCGUACCAACAAAGGUGAUUAACGAUUUGAAACGUUUGCACGCAAAUGUUGAACGAUUGAAUGUUCGCUGGAAUAACAUCCGGGCUCAGUUGGCUGACAGAUUGAUUGGUUGCGAAAAUGCCAUCGGAAUCAUGACAAAACUUCAAACAAGCCUUGCCGCCGAAGAAACUUGGGUGGAUGGUGCCACUGAAAAACUAUCAGCACUACCAACAGCAACAUCAGCCCUUGAACUCGAUGAUUUACUUGGAAAAGCUGUUGAACGCACACCAAAAAUAGAACAGGUUAAUUUGAAUGGAGGUCGUUUGUUACGCGAAGCUAAGAUCUACGAUACAAAAUGUUUGCAUUAUACCGAUUGGUUAGUCGAAACACGUCCCAGUUUUUCACCACCAAGACGUGAUCUACGACCGCCCGGUCAAGAUCCUGGCGCCAAUGAAGUGUACACUGAACGACUUGAUACGCUUAACACAAAGUUCCAACGAUUACUGGAACUAUUGUCACAACGUUUGAAGACCGCCGUCGAAGUCAGUGGUGCUGAUGGAUUGCGUUAUGCGGAAAGUUUACGCGAACCGCUUCGAACUUAUCGAUCAGAGUUUGUCAUUGGCAAUACACCUCAGAGCGAUAAUGACAAUGAGGAUGUUUAUACAACAUCGUACAGCACAUCACAAUUUACAACGACAAGAACGUUGCAAACGGAUGUUAAGCGUUUGUUCAGUGAUACAACCGACAAUGGCAACACGAUAAUUGAGCCAAGAGGCAAUAUAUUGAAUAAGCCAGGUGUGAUUGAUCCAAAUUCGGGACGUGUUUUGACCAUUGGCGAGGCAAUACAGUCGCGAAUAUUGGACGUACGAACGGGUGAAAUUGUUGUGAAUCAAGAACGAAUUACAUUGGAAGAGGCAAUCAAACGGAAUUUAAUCGAUGCAUCGUUGGCAAAUAGUUUAUUGCAGCCGGGUGCCGCAUUCCAUGCCGGUAAACCGAUCAGUUUGCUCGAGGUGAUACAACGUGAAAUAUCCGAAGCUGAAAAUGGUUACGAUUCAACUGAAAAACGUAUUAAGCAAGCAGUCAUUGAGAAAUUCAAUUUGUGCGAGGAUAAUUUGUCGGGUCUUUUGAAAUGGAUUGGUCAAAUCGAACAGAAAAUCGCAUCGGUCGGUGGACCAAAGGAAUACAUUGAUGAAUUGCGCAAUCAAAUCAAUUUACUCAAGCAAAUCAAAGAAGAAAUCGAUGGGCAAUCACGACCAGUUGCAUCUUGUUUGGAACAAGUGCGUCAACUUGUAUUAACUGGAGGUGAUGUACUCAGUGCACCAGAAGUAACCAGUCUUGAGAAUUCGGGACGUGAACUUCGUUCACGUGUUGACCGUGCACAAGAUCGCACAUCAAAAUUGCUGAAGAAACUAGGUGCAGCACGCGACGAGCUAAGCAAAUUGAGAUCGGAGCUCGAAGUAUUCAACACCUGGUUGCAAACAAGUCGUCGUACAUUGGAAGAUAAAGAACGUGCUCUAUCUGAUUUGAAUCGUUUGGCAUCACAAUCUGAAUCGAUACGUGAUUUUGUCAGCGAUGUUAUUGCUCAUCAGGCCGAUUUGCGUUUUAUUUCAAUGGCCGCACAAAAGUUCGUCGAUGAAUGCAAAGAUUAUCUUGGUACAUUAAAUGAUUUCCGUACAUCGUUGCCAGAGCGUUUGCAUCAUGUUGAACCAUUAUCGAAUUCGGACAGUCCAAUUCGUAAGGAAGUUCAAUUGGUGUCGGCCCAAUACAAGGAUUUAUUGCAUCGUGCAAAUGCAUUGUCAGACCGUUUGUCUGGUUUGGGUGGUCGUCAACGUGAAUAUCAAGAUGCAUUAGAUAAAGCAACAAAUUGGUUGAAGAGCAUUCAGCCACGAGUGAGUGCAGUUUUAUCCGAUCCAGUAGCAGCUGAUCCACAAUCAGUACAAGAACAAAUGAACGAAACGAAAGCAUUACACAAAGAGUUUUUGAAUCAAGGCCGUUUAAUUGAUAAUGCACAACAAGCAUUGAAUGCAUUAUUGAAAUCAAUGUCCGGCCAAUUGAGCCCAUCCGAGGUGUCCGCUUUAGAAGUGCCGGUUGAACAACUUAAGGACAAAUAUAAUCAAUUACUAGAAUCACUCGGUGAUAGAUGCAAGUUGUUGGACACGGCACUCGUACAAUCACAAGGCGUUCAAGAUGCAUUGGAUGGUCUCGGCAAUUGGGUCAAUCAAACCGAAGACAAAUUUAAAUUACAAUUCCGUCCAGCUUCGUUGAUCAAAGAACGUUUACAAGAGCAAAUUCGUGAACAUCGUUCCCUUUUGGCCGAUUUGGAAUCACAUCAAGCCAGUAUCGAAAGUGUAACAGCAUCAGCAAAUGAUUUAACUGCGACUGCAUCAAAUGCACGUAUUGCCAAAAAGAUUCAAGGUAAAUUACAAGAUGUUGUCGGCAAAUACGAGAAAUUGUAUGACAAAGCACUCAAACGUGGUGAAUUCUUGGACGAAACAUUGGUUCAACUCGAUAAAUUCAACGAUGAAAGCUCAAGUGUUGAAACUGAAUUGUGUAACAUUCAAGAGGCUCUUGAAAAUCGUGAUUUGGUCACACUUUCAGUUGACGAACUAUCGACACGCAUGAAUGAAUUGAAUCGUAUCAAAGAUCAUAUUCGGCCAUUGUUCGAGGAUUGUGUACAUCAAGGUAAAGAUUUGGUGGGUAAACGUGAUGUUACCGACACUGGACCGGUACGUGAUCGUGUCAAAGCAUUGGAAAAUCAAUGGAAAAAUCUCGAUGUUUCGAUCAGUGAAAAGGCCAAAUUGUCAAAACAACGUGCCGAACAACAUAAUGCCUAUGAAAAUUUGAAGAAUCAAGUGAACGCAUGGUUGACCAGCAUUGAAAAUCGAACAAAUUCUUUGGCACCGAUCGCCAUUGAUUUGAACACCAUUAAUCGCCAAAUUGAAGAAAUGAAACCACUUGCAAAAGAACAUCGUGACUAUGCACCAACCAUUGAUAAAAUUAAUGAUUUGGGCACACAAUAUGAUUCAUUGAUUCGUCCAGAAAGUCCAUCACGAAAACGUUCGAGCUAUAGUCCAAUUAAACGCACAACCGCAAGCCCAUUGCGUCGUCUAUCGGGCGAUGGUCGUUCACCGUCACCUACCAAAGGAAGUCCGUCCGUUUCACCAUUGUCACCGGGUGGUUCUAGUGGAUUUGGAAGUCGACGAUCGUCGCAAGACGGUUUUCAACUUUCCGAUUUGUCGCCAAUCCAACAGCAACUCAACGAAAUCAAUAAUCGUUACAGUUUGGUCGGUGUACGUUUGAGCGAUCGUCAAAAUGAAUUGGACAGUUUACGUGAUGAGGUGAAGAGACAUCAUGAAAAUCUAAAAUCACUAUCGGCUUUCUUGGACAAAAUUCAACGUCAAGUGCCAAAGGAUACCAUUUCAAAUAAGGAUGAUGCUGAGAAAUGUACGCGUCAAGCACGUAAAGUAUUGGAAGAAAUGUAUGAAAAGCAAAGCUUGCUUGACUCAACCAAAUCCCAAAUUAAAGAUUUACUACGUCGCAAACCAGACGUACAGGGUGCUGAUCAAUUGAAGGCCGAAUUAGAUGAGGUGGCCGAACGUUGGAAGAAUCUCAACGAUUUGUGCAAGAAUCGAAUUGAUUUCUCGGAACAAAUACGCGAUUUCCUCGAUACACAUGACAAUUUGAACAAUUGGUUAGUAGCCAAAGAACGUAUGUUAACCGUAUUGGGACCAAUUUCAUCUGAUCCACGUAUGGUGCAAUCACAAGUACAACAAGUGCAAGUAUUGCGUGAAGAAUUCCGUACACAGCAACCACAAUUGAAGCAUUUACAAGAUAUUGGUCACAAUAUUUUGGAUCAACUCAAUCCAGCUUCCACCGAAAGCAAAUCGGUGUCGACGAAAUUACAAAAUGUACAAGACAAAUGGGACGAUUUGGUGGGUCGUUUGGAUGAACGUGCACAAAGUUUGGGCGCUGCUGCCGAUACCAGCAAAGAAUUUGAUGCAGGCCUUAGCCGUCUACGUGAUGCACUACAAAAGAUAAGUGAUGAUUUGGAUAAAGUAGCCAGCGACGGUGAUCAUCAAGAGAAUUUACGUAAAAUUGACAAUUUGGAUCGUCAAUUAGAAGGUCAACGUCCAUUGUUGGCCGAUGCCGAAGCAGCCGGUGCUGCAUUGUGCAAUGUAUUGAGCGAUCCAGCAUCACGUGCCGAUGUAAAUACACGUCUUGGUGCCAUUGGCAAACAAUAUCAAGCAUUGCAAAAGAAAUUGGACAAUCGUAAAGCCGAAACGGAAGCCGCACUUCGUGAUGGCCGUCAAUUUGGCGAAAGUUGUGCACGUACAUUGGGUUGGUUGUCGGGUGAAUUGGGCAAUCUUAGCGAACGUUUGCUCAUUUCUGCUCAUAAACCAACAUUACAACAUCAAAUCGAUACACACGAACCAGUUUAUCGUGAAGUUAUGGCACGCGAACAUGAAAUUAUUAUGCUAUUGAAUAAGGGCAAAGAACUUCAAAAUCGGCCCGGCAUUCUCAGCAGUGAUCGUACGAUUCAACGUGAUUUGGAUAAGAUUUCACAACAAUGGGAGAAAUUGCGUCGUGAUGUAGUCGAUCGACAUUCACGGCUGCAAACCAGCAUGGAACAUUGUAAGAAAUAUCUUGUUGCAUCCGAAACAUUCUUUGCAUGGUUGAGAUCGGCUGAAGAUAAAUUGGCUUCAUUGAAACCAGGAGUUUUGAAAAAGUCACAGCUUGAUCAGCAAUUGAAGGAUUUACAAGCGUUCCGCAGUGAAGUAUGGAAGCGUUCCGGUGAAUAUGAUAAUGCACGUGGUCUUGGUGAAACAUUCCUUGCAUCGUGCGACGUUGACAAAGAACCGGUCAAAGCUGAAUUGCAAGACAUGAAAGAACGAUGGGAAAAAUUGAAAAAUGACCUUUUGAUACGUGAACAAGCGCUCGAAUCGUGCGAUCGUCGUCUACGUGAAUUUAACGAUGAUUUACGUAAUUUGGAUAAUCGUGUUGGUCGAUGCGAAGAUCGAUUGGGUGCUCAUGAUGCUUUGGGCGGUGCCGGCAAAGAUCCAAAACUAUUGGAACGUGUCAAGGCCAUCCGUGAAGAUGUGAACGAAUUGAAGAAACCAUUACAAUCGUUACGUAAAUUGGCCAGUGAUAUAAAUGCCGAGACUCGUGCUGCCGGCGGUGAUGCCAAUCAUUUGGAGGGUGAAGUUGAAGCAAUUGGUGAUCGCAUCGAUGAUUUACAAGCUCGUUUGGAUGAUCGUUGUGGUGAAUUACAAUCGGCCGCCACAGCAGUUACUCAAUUCAAUGAAAAGGUCAAGAAUUUGGGCGUAGAUUUAACCGAAUUGGAAAAUAUUGUCGACGGUUUACCAGCACCGGGUCGUGAAAUAAAGGUGGUUAAGAGUCAAUUGAAUGAUGUCGAUCGUAUCAUUGGCAAAAUUCAACAAGCUGCUGAAAAUGUUGACGAAGUUGAACAUGCCGGCGAACAAUUGGUCGAUGCUGGUUUCUCACCAGACACCAUUCAAACACGUGAACAAAUUGCCGGCCUACGUAAAACAGUGCGUCGUUUGGAAAAUCGUACAAGAGACCACGAGGAUCUAUUGAAGAAGGCUUUUAAACAAUUGGAAAACUUCUACGAUUCGUACACCAAUACAAUCGAUGACCUCGGUGAAGUGGCCGAUGAAAUUCGUAAAUUGAAACCGGUCAGCUCGGAAUUAGAUCAAAUUCGUAAUCAACAAGAGGACUUACGUCAUUUGCGCAAUAAAGUUGUUGAACCAUUGGCCCAUACAGUUGCCGAAGUGAAUCGUUUAGGUUCUGAUCUAGUGCGUACAGCACAAAGCGGCGUUUCAACUGCCGUUCUCGAAAAAGAUUUGGAAAAAUUGAACGAAAAAUGGAAUGACAUCAAAGAAGCGUUGAAUUUGAGAGAACGUAAAUUGGAUGUAGCUUUAUUACAAUCAGGUAAAUUCCAAGAAGCUCUCGACAGUCUAUCGAAAUGGUUGGGUGACAUUGAAGAAAUGGUUGCCAAUCAAAAGCCACCAAGUGCCGACUACAAGGUCGUCAAGGCACAAUUGCAAGAGCAAAAAUUCUUGAAAAAACUUUUGUUGGAUCGUCAAAAUUCAAUGUCAUCAUUGGCUCAAUUGGGACAAGAAGUGGUUAGUAAUUGUGAUCCAUCUGAAAAGGCAGCCAUCGAAGGUCAAUUGAAAGAGCUUAAAAAUCGAUUCAAUGCACUCACUGAUGCAGCCGAAAAUCGUACACGUGAUCUUGAAGAAGCAAUGAAAGUGGCCAAAUUAUUCCAAGACCGUCUCAUACCGUUGACACGUUGGUUAGACGGAACUGAACGUGCCAUUAAGAAUAUGGAAUUGAUACCAACCGACGAAGAGAAAAUCCAACAACGUAUUCGUGAGCAUGAUGCAUUGCAUGAUGAAAUUUUGGGUAAAAAACCCGAUUUCUCCGAAUUGACCGACAUUGCGGGUCAAUUAAUGGUGUUGGUUGGCGAAGAUGAGGCCAUUGGUUUGGGUGAAAAGGUUCGUGGUAUUACCGAUCGUUAUACCAAUUUGGUCGAUGCCAGUGAUAAUGUUGGUCAAUUAUUGGCCGAAUCACGACAAGGAUUACGUCAUUUGGUAUUGACGUAUCAAGAAUUGAUUGCCUGGAUGGAAAGUAUGGAACAACGUUUGGCACGUUAUCGUGUCAUUCCAGUGCAUACCGAUAAAUUGCUCGAACAAAUGGACAUUUUGGUUGAAUUGAAUGAAGACAUUGCUCGACGUGCACCAAAUGUUGAAUCAACCGUUGAAGCCGGUUCCGAACUUAUGAAACACAUCACCGCCGACGAAGCCAUUCAAUUGAAAGAUAAAUUGGAUUCGAUUCAACGUCGUUACGGUGAGCUCACCAAUAAAGGUGGUGAUUUGCUUAAGAGCUAUCAAGCCGCUUUGCCAAUUGUACAGAAAUUCUACGAUGCCCAUAAUCGUUUGGUUGAAUGGAUGCAAGGUGCUGAAGGUGCAUUGGCCACAGGAGAUCCACGUGAAAGUGAUAUUUUACGUUUGGAAGGUGAAUUGAGCGAAAUGCGACCAGUGCUCGAAACUGUUAAUUUGGUUGGACCACAAUUGUGCCAAUUAUCACCGGGCGAAGGUGCUUCGACUAUUGAAAGUUUGGUUACACGUGACAAUCGUCGUUUUGAUGCGAUUGUCGAACAAAUUCAACGUAAAGCCGAACGUUUACAUCUCAGCAAAUUGCGUUCAAAGGAAGUUACCGGCGAUUUGGAUGAAUUACUUGAAUGGUUCCGUGAUAUGGACGCUUCAUUGCGUGACGCUGAUCCACCAGCAAUGGAACCAAAAUUGGUGCGUGCACAAUUACAAGAGCAUCGAUCAAUUAAUGAUGAUAUUUCAAGCCAAAAGGGUCGUGUACGUGAUGUAACAGCUGCGGCCAAAAAAGUCUUACGCGAAUCCCAACCAAAUGACAAUACAGUUGCAUUGCGUGAAAAAUUAGAAGAUUUGAAAGAAGUCGUUGAUACAGUUGUUAAUUUGUGUGCUGAACGUUUAUCGAUUUUGGAACAAGCAUUACCAUUAUCCGAACAUUUUGCCGAUUCGCACAAUACAUUCACGUUGUGGUUGGACGAUAUGGAACAUCAAAUAUCGGUGCUUAGCAUGCCAGCUUUGCGUCCCGAUCAAAUUGCCAUUCAACAAGAUAAAAACGAGCGUCUCGUUCAAUCGAUUUCCGAACACAAACCAUUGCUGGACAAACUUAACAAGACCGGCGAAGCACUUUCUGGUCUCGUUGCCGACGAAGAUGCUGCCAAAAUACACGAAAUUCUUGACAACGACAAUGCUCGUUAUGCCGCACUCCGAACUGAAUUGCGUGAACGUCAACAAGCAUUGGAACAAGCAUUACAAGAAUCCAGUCAAUUUGCCGACAAAUUGGAAGGAAUGUUGCGUGCGCUAUCAAAUACUGCUGAUCAAGUGAAUCAAUCUGAACCAAUAUCGGUUCAUCCACCAAAGAUUCGCGAGCAAAUCGAAGACAAUGCCGCAAUCAUCGAUGAUUUGGACAAACGUGAAGAUGCAUAUUCGACUGUACAACGGGCUGCCAACGAUAUUAUUGCCAAGGCUGGUAAUAAAUCCGAUCCAGCUGUUAAGGAUAUCAAAAAUAAACUUGACAAACUCAAUAAAUUAUGGAAUGAUUUACAAAAUGCAACAUCUAAACGUGGUGCCGCAUUGGACGAUGCACUAACGGCAGCCGAGAAAUUCUGGCGUCAAUUGCAAGAGGUGAUGGAAACAUUAAAGGAUCUUGAAGAAACGUUAACGUCACAAGAGCCACCAGCCGCUCAACCGGCCGAAAUUAAGAAACAACAAAUUGCAUUGCAAGAAAUCCACCAGGAAAUGAACCAAACGAAACCCGAUGUUGAGCAAGUGCGUCGCAAUGGCAACAAUUUGAUGUUGUUAUGUGGCGAACCAGAGAAACCAGAAGUUAAGAAACACAUCGAAGAUUUGGAUCAUGCUUGGGAUAAUAUUACCGCAUUGUAUGCAAGACGUGAAGAGAAUCUCAUCGAUGCCAUGGAUAAAGCAAUGGAAUUCCAUGAAACAUUACAAAAACUAUUGGAAUUCUUGGCCAAAGCCGAAGAUCGGUUUGUCAAUUUGGGUCCAAUUGGCGCUGACAUUGAUGCCGUUAAGAAACAAAUCGAACAACUUAGACGCUUCAAAGACGAUGUCGAUCCAUAUAUGGUUGAAGUUGAGGCUUUGAACAGGGCUAUCGGAAGACAAGCCAUCGAUUUGACAGAACGAACAACACCUGAGCAAGCAGCUUCAAUUCGUGAACCAUUGAACACAGUGAAUCGUCGAUGGGAGAAUUUGUUGCGUGGUAUGGUCGACAGACAAAAGCAACUUGAACAUGCACUGUUACAUCUCGGUCAAUUCCAACAUGCCCUCAACGAACUUUUGGUAUGGAUUAAUAAAACCGACAACACACUGGAUCAACUCAAACCCAUUCCUGGCGAUCCACAAUUGCUCGAAGUUGAAUUGGCUAAAUUGAAGGUGCUAGCAAAUGAUAUCCAAGCGCAUCAAAGCUCCGUUGAUACACUCAACGAUGCUGGUCGUCAAUUGAUCGAAAGCGAACGUGGUUCGACCGAAGCAUCAACCACACAAGAGAAACUCAGUAAAUUGAACAAUCAAUGGCGUGAAUUAUUGCAAAAGGCGGCCGAUCGAAAACAUGAACUCGAAGAAGCAUUACACGAUGCCCAAACGUUCAUUGCCGAAGUGCAAGAUAUUCUCGGUUGGUUGGGUGAUGUUGAUGCUGUAAUUGGUGCAAGCAAACCAGUCGGUGGAUUACCCGAAACCGCAUCCGAACAAUUGGAACGAUUCAUGGAAAUUUUUAAUGAAUUAGAAGAGAAUCGUCCAAAGGUUGAAACAUUACAGGCUCAAGGUCAAGAAUAUCUCAAGAAACAAGAACAAUUGAAAAAGACACCAUCAAGCAAUUUACAACACACAUUGCGUACAUUGAAACAACGAUGGGAAGCGGUUUUGUCACGUGCAUCCGACAAAAAGAUCAAAUUGGAAAUUGCAUUGAAAGAAGCCACUGAAUUCCAUGAUGCACUUCAAGCAUUCGUUGAAUGGUUGACAUCGGCCGAAAAACAAUUGGCCAGCGCAUCGUCUGUGUCGCGUGUUCUUCAAACCAUUCAACAUCAAAUUGAAGAACAUAAAAUUUUACAAAAAGACGUGUCCAUUCAUCGUGAAGCAAUGCUAUUGUUGGACAAAAAGGGAACACAUCUAAAAUACUUUAGUCAAAAACAAGAUGUAAUUUUGAUCAAAAAUCUAUUGGUAUCGGUGCAACAUCGUUGGGAACGUGUUGUUGCCAAAGCAGCCGAACGUACACGUGCACUUGAUCACGGUUACAAGGAGGCCAAAGAAUUCCAUGAUGCUUGGCAUAGUUUAUUGACGUGGUUACGUGAAACCGAUGCCAAUCUUGAACAAUUAGCCGAAGAAGCGGCGGCCAGCAACGAUGCAGCCAAGAUUAAGAAACAUUUGGAUCGUUUGAAGGAUACACAACGUAAUUUGUCCGGUAAACAAGGUCAAUACGAUACGACAAUGCGAAGUGGAAAGAAUCUCAUUGAUCGAGCACCAAAGAGUGAUGAACCAACUCUAGCGGGUAUGUUGACCGAAUUGAAAGAAGCAUGGACACGAGUAUGCUCGAAGAGUGUUGAUCGUCAACGUAAAUUGGAAGAAGCUCUUUUGUUAUCUGGCCAAUUCUCUGAUGCCUUACAAGCUCUGCUCGAUUGGUUGCGCAAAACAAAGAAUCGCCUAUCCGAAGAUGGGCCAGUUCAUGGUGACCUCGAAACGGUUACACAAUUGGUUGAACAGCACAAAACUUUGGAAUCCGAUUUGAGUAAACGUGCCACACAAAUGCAAAGCGUAUUGAAAACGGGCAAAGAACUUGAACGCAACGAUAAUAAUCGUGAAAUUUCCAAAUCACUCAAUGAAGUACAACGUUUAUGGAGCGAUGUCACCGAUUUGAGCGAACGACGUGGCCGAAAACUGCAAGAUGCUCUACGCGAAGCUGAACGUUUGCACAAACAAGUGCAUAUGCUACUCGAAUGGCUAUCAGAUGCUGAACAAAAACUUCGGUUUGCCGCUUCGAUACCAGAUGAUGAAGCGCAUGCACGUGAAUUGCUCAAUUUGCACACACAAUUCCAAAAGGAAUUACGCGAAAAAGAAUUCGAAAAAGAUGACACCAUUCGAUUGGCAAAUAGCAUUUUGGACAAAGCACAUCCGGACGCCAUUCCAAUCAUCAAGAAUUGGAUUACAAUUAUUCAAUCACGAUGGGAUGAAGUGUCACAAUGGGCCAUCAGCCGGGAAAAUAAACUGAAAGGACAUUUACAAACAUUACGCGAUUUGGACGACUCAAUCGAAGAACUGUUGGCCUGGUUGACUGGACUCGAAGCAACAUUACUUAACUUGGAACGUGAACCAUUGCCGGAUGAAAUUCCAGCAGUCGAACAACUUAUUGCCGAUCAUAAAGAAUUCAUGGAAAAUACUGCUCGCCGUCAACCAGAAGUGGAUCGUGCAUGCAAACCAAAAGUACCACCAGCAGGCACAAAAGAACCAGCCGGCCGUAAACCAUCACGACAACUCAAGACACCAGUACGUGGAUCAAGACAUGAUAUCCGUGACCAAUCACCAGAAUAUGGUACAAUGGGUAGAAAACAAAGCUUCAAAGGAUCUCGUGAUCAGGGUCUCAAUGCACGUAGAACAAGUCGCGCUAGCCCAGCACGUGAUACUCCCGAACGUGAACGCUUGCCACAUUACGGACCAAGAUUCCCUCAACAAAGCAGUGGUGCCGAAAUGGAAUUCCGUUCACCACGCGCUCACACAUUGUGGGAUAAAUGGCGCCACGUGUGGAUGUUGGCAUGGGAACGUCAACGUCGUCUUCACGAUCAUUUGAUGCAUUUGCAUGACUUGGAACGUGUUCGCCAAUUCAGUUGGGACGAUUGGCGCAAGCGAUUCUUGAAAUUCAUGAACCACAAGAAAUCACGCUUGACAGAUUUGUUCCGUAAAAUGGACAAGGAUAACAAUGGACUCAUACCUAGAGACAUCUUUAUCGAUGGCAUCAUCAAUACCAAAUUCGAUACAUCACGUUUGGAAAUGGGUGCUGUCGCCGAUUUGUUUGAUCGCAAUGGUGAGGGACUCAUUGAUUGGCAAGAAUUUAUUGCAGCCCUACGACCCGAUUGGCAAGAUCGCAAACCACCAAGCGAUGCCGACAAAAUCCACGAUGAAGUCAAACGUUUGGUCAUGUUGUGUACAUGUCGACAGAAAUUCCGUGUCUUCCAAGUUGGCGAAGGAAAAUACCGCUUUGGUGAUUCGCAAAAAUUGCGACUUGUUCGUAUUUUGCGUAGUACUGUGAUGGUUCGUGUUGGCGGCGGUUGGGUAGCUCUCGAUGAAUUCUUGAUCAAGAACGAUCCAUGCCGAGCCGACGAACAUUUAGCCGAAUUAAUGCCAAUAUUUGAACGUUUGCGUGCUCAAGAGCAAAUACCAUGUGUAUAUCCACUUCAUAUGGGUGCUGGUGGAACAGCAUUCAUUCGUGGUGGAAGUUCACGUUCAACUCCACUUAGCCCACAUGCUCCACAUUGCCAUCCGUCGACACAUUGGGUUCGCGAAAAAUCAUCUCGUUCGGUGGCCAUGUCACGACCAUCACGAUCAUCAUUGUCAGCCUCAACGCCAGAUUCAUUGAGUGACAACGAAAGCAGCUUAGGCGGACGUUAUACACCACGUAAACCAUCGUAUACACCAAGCCGAGGUUUUACACCGGGCGGUUCAAAACCAAAUUCACGACCAGGAUCAAAACCACCAUCACGACAUGGUUCAUCAUUGUCACUUGACAGCACCGACGACGCAACACCGACGCGCAUUCCACAAAGACGUCUUGGUUCAACGACACCAAGCGGCAGCUCACAGAGACCAUCGAGAUUGUCUGUGACCGGUUCAACGAUAACCAAAGUCACCGGUAACGAUGGCAUUUCAGCGUUUGGUAGCACAAUUUCACGCCCAAGAACACCUUCCAAUUCUGCCAGCCCGGCACCAACGAGGAAUGGCAGCAUAAGUAGAUCAUCAAGUAUACCAACGCUGGUAUCAGGUAUUCCAACAAGCACAAGUCGAUCACGAAUUCCGGUAUCAGUUCGUCAAAAAUCAUUGGAUAAACAAAGCCCAAUAACAUCGCAACCAUCACAGGCGUUCGGUUGCUCAUCAACGGGACGAAAUGUGAGCGGAAGUACGACACCAUCCGGUAUGAGAACACCACGAAAACCAUCAGCUGAUCCAGUAUUACCAUCAUCGGAACGUAAAGGAAGCCGUGGAACAACACCGAGCGGCACACGGGAACCAUUUCGACUAUAAAUCACAUCUCUAACAAAAUACAAUUUCGAAAUAGCACCGCAUUUAUACACACAUUUCCUUUUCGAAAGGAAACCAUUUUAGAACCAACAACAUAUAGAUAUUAACAAUAUAAUCAAAAAACAAAAUCGAAACAGUAUGACACAUAUUCACACAUACAUACAUACACACAUCGAACCGACAUUAUACCCGGAUCAAAAACAAAAUUAUAUAGUUAUUCAAUUGCUGAAUAUCGCACGAUUUUAAAAGAAAAAUUCUAUAUGGUUCCAAACAACAAAUUAGGAGAAAAAAACCAAAUCGAAAUAUGAAAAGAAGUAGAACGAAUUAAAUUUGCUCAUCAUUUGGCCAUACGUUUUAUACGCAGGACACAUUUUGUGAAAAUUGUAUGUAAAAAAAAUAAAACCAGCAUGAAGAAGUAAGGCGGUCUCUUUUCAAAAGGAAAACCAACGACAUCAUCAAGAAAAAAAAAUGUAGUUACAAAAAAAUAAAUUAACAAUUAUAAAUACUUUAAUAUGUAUAAAAAAAAAUAACAUCGUUAAAAUCUACUAAUAUAUCGAAUACAACAACAAAAUGAAGAAAAGUAUUAAAUUUGAAGGGAAUUGGAGGUGAAAUAGAAAGUGAAUCGUGUCGAUGCCUCAAUUGCAACUGAUCGCCAGCAGUUCAAUAACAACACACACGCCGAUUUCUCCUAUUGAACGAUUUAUAAAUCGCCAGUUAUUUUUCAUUCGAUAUGACAAAUCAUUGCAUCGUAUACACACACUUGGUGCUUGGCACGCCUCCACAUUUCAUUCGUCUUCUUUUUUUUUGAGAUCAAGAAAACUGAGAAAAACGAAAGAGAAAAAAAAA